Messenger RNA from Drosophila obscura, 1617 nucleotides. RefSeq lists its product as uncharacterized. Gene Ontology annotation, cellular component: mitochondrial inner membrane; nucleus. The transcript is spliced from 2 exons. Gene Ontology annotation, molecular function: metal ion binding; single-stranded DNA endonuclease activity; nucleic acid binding. The record is from RefSeq and is a predicted model, not a curated record. Bases 62 to 1417 code for a protein of 451 amino acids. Gene Ontology annotation, biological process: apoptotic DNA fragmentation. NCBI's taxonomy places the organism in Eukaryota, Metazoa, Arthropoda, Insecta, Diptera, Drosophilidae.
CUUUGAUAGCGACUAGCGACCCGGAGUGGCCACGUAGUUCUCGAGACAAACAAGAAAAAGAAUGAACGAUUCGGUACGACUGUUGUUCAUCUCAGUGAUCGCGGCAAUCGUGAUUCUGAGAGAGAUUCGGGCACGUGAGGCGAUUACAGCCAGUCCAGAUGUGGGUCAGAUCAUUAAAGAUCUCGAUGGACUGCAUAUAGAUGGCACGGGGUCGGCCUUGGAGCGAGGAGCAUCCUGCAAAGUGGAUGUGCAAAAGGAUCUGCCAGGAUCGGACCAAGUUCAGCCGCUCUAUCUGCGCCCCAACACGAAUGCCUACUGGCUGCCCAAUGCAAAGGGCCAACUGGAGAUACCCCGUGGCGCUGUCAUCGAGCUCCACUGCAGCGGAACCUUUGUCGACAUGACCACGGAACUGAGAUCCAUCAAGGUGAAGUGUCUGCAGGACACACUCUUCCAGUGGGCUGGCGCAAAGCUGGAGUUUCGUAAGUUCGUCUGCUCCCAGUAUAUACCGUACACGGUGGAGAAGUUGGACAGCCGCUGCGGGAAUAUCUUGGAAUUCUCCAGUCAGCAGUCCAGUCCUGAUCAGGCGCAUUUGUAUCGCGUGGGCUACGACAUUGGGGAUGGGCGCUUUGUGCAGACCAUGGAGCUGUGCCACGACCCCCACACGCUGCGCACCCACUACGCCUACCAUCAGAUGACCCCCGCCAGCGUGCACUACCAGAGGAAUGUGAAGCGGACAAAGUUCAGCACUGCCGGACACUUCCAGGGCUAUGACAUGGGCAAGAUAUACUCGCACAGCCAUCAGCAAAGCCUGCUGGGCGGGCCGCCGGAUGGGCUGAUGAACGCCAAGACGGGCCUGUUUCUGGCCCGCGGACAUCUGGCGGCCAAGGCGGAUCUGAUCUAUGCCAGUCAGCAGCGCAGCAGCUUCAACUACAUGAACGCGGCGCCGCAGUGGCAGAUCUUCAAUGGUGGACUGUGGGCCAAUCUGGAGGAGGCCACACGACGCUUUGUGGCCGAUGCGGGCAUCACGGUCAGUGUCUACACGGGCAUCUAUGGCCAGAUGCCACUGCCGGAGCAUCCUGACGCCGGUCUCCACCUGGCCACGGAUGCCAACAACAACGAAGUGUUGGCAGUGCCACGUCUCUUCUAUCGCGUGCUCAUCGACAAUGCCCAGCCGUGGCGCGGAAUCGCACUGUUGGGUGUCAACAAUCCCCAUGUCACCCUCGCCCAGAUCCACGAGUCCUAUGUCAUCUGUGAUCCCAUAGAGGAGCAGGUGCCCUGGCUGCGCUGGCUCUCCAAGGGCAACGAGAAGAGUAAACUGAGGAAGGGCUAUCUGUAUGCCUGUUCCGUCUCGGAUCUGGCUCGAGUUGUCAAAGAGUUGCCCAGCCACCUGCUUGAGGUGGAGGCACUGCUCACCUAGUGCUACAUGCUGGCCCCGGCUAGCAUUUGAAUCUGUAAUUACUUACAUAUAUGUACAUAAGUGAGUGCAAUAAAGACUGAGUGCAAUUCAACGAGAAGUCAAAUUGCAUUUAGGAGUUAGUUUUAGGCUAGUUUUAGGAUUGUUUCCCAAGCAUUCGAUUCGUGCUCUGAAAAUAAUCUUUUUUUUUUUUUUCAAAUUUA